Urocitellus parryii (Arctic ground squirrel) is the source of this 2336-nucleotide messenger RNA. It is a transcript of the gene Kazn, whose product is annotated as kazrin, periplakin interacting protein. NCBI's taxonomy places the organism in Eukaryota, Metazoa, Chordata, Mammalia, Rodentia, Sciuridae. Gene Ontology annotation, molecular function: protein binding. The record is from RefSeq and is a predicted model, not a curated record.
AUGAUGGAAGACAAUAAGCAGCUCGCGCUCCGCAUCGAUGGGGCGGUCCAGUCGGCCAGCCAGGAGGUGACCAACCUGCGAGCGGAACUCACGGCCACCAACCGGAGACUGGCGGAACUGAGCGGCGGCGGCGGCCCCGGCCCGGGCCCGGCAGCCGCGACCAGCGCCUCGGCGGCGGCGGACUCRGCGGCGGCGAACAUGGAGAACCACCAGCUCGGCGCGCAAGGGCUCCUGCGGGAGGAAGUGUCCCGGCUCCAGGAGGAAGUCCACCUUCUCCGGCAGAUGAAGGAGAUGCUGGCCAAGGACCUGGAGGAGUCGCAGGGUGGCAAGUCCCCCGAGGUCCUCUCGGCCACCGAGCUCCGGGUCCAGCUGGCCCAGAAGGAGCAGGAACUGGCCAGAGCCAAAGAGGCCCUGCAGGCCAUGAAAGCCGAUCGCAAGCGCCUGAAGGGCGAGAAGACGGACCUGGUGAGCCAGAUGCAGCAGCUGUACGCCACGCUCGAGAGCCGCGAGGAGCAGCUGCGCGACUUCAUCCGCAACUACGAGCAGCACCGCAAGGAGAGCGAGGACGCGGUCAAGGCCCUGGCCAAGGAGAAGGACCUCCUGGAGCGAGAGAAGUGGGAGCUGCGGCGCCAGGCCAAGGAGGCCACGGACCACGCUGCCGCCCUGCGCUCCCAGCUGGACCUCAAGGACAACCGGAUGAAGGAGCUGGAGGCCGAGCUGGCCAUGGCCAAGCAGUCCUUAGCCACGCUGACCAAGGACGUCCCCAAGCGGCAUUCACUCGCCAUGCCGGGCGARACGGUGCUCAACGGCAACCAGGAGUGGGUGGUGCAGGCGGACCUCCCGCUGACCGCGGCCAUCCGCCAGAGCCAGCAGACUCUCUACCACUCACACCCGCCCCACCCUGCGGACCGGCAAGCGGUCAGGGUGAGCCCCUGCCACUCGCGGCAGCCUUCCGUCAUCUCGGACGCGUCGGCUGCGGAAGGUGACCGGUCGUCCACGCCCAGCGACAUCAACUCCCCGCGACACCGGACGCACUCCCUCUGCAACGGCGACAGUCCCGGCCCAGUUCAGAAGAACCUGCACAACCCUAUUGUACAGUCACUAGAGGAUCUUGAAGACCAAAAACGGAAAAAGAAGAAAGAGAAGAUGGGAUUCGGCUCCAUCUCGCGCGUCUUCGCCCGAGGGAAGCAGCGGAAGUCCCUCGACCCCGGCCUCUUUGAUGACUCCGACAGCCAGUGCAGCCCCACGCGGCAGAGCCUCAGCCUGUCGGAGGGCGAGGAGCAGGUGGACCGGCUGCAGCAGGUGGAGCUGGUCAGGAGCACGCCCAUGUCCCACUGGAAGGCGGGCGCCGUCCAGGCCUGGCUGGAGGUGGUCAUGGCCAUGCCCAUGUACGUCAAGGCCUGCGCGGAGAACGUCAAGAGCGGGAAGGUGCUGCUGAGCCUGAGUGACGAGGACCUGGAGCUGGGCCUGGGCGUGUGCAGCUCCCUGCACCGGCGCAAGCUCCGCCUGGCCAUCGAGGACUACCGCGACGCAGAGGCGGGCAGGAGCCUGUCGAAAGCCGCCGACCUGGACCAUCACUGGGUGGCCAAGGCCUGGCUGAAGGACAUCGGCCUGUCCCAGUACUCCCAGGCCUUCCAAAACCACCUGGUGGACGGGCGGAUGCUCCWCUCCCUCGUGAAGCGGGACCUGGAGAAGCACCUGAGCGUGUCCAAGAAGUUCCACCAGGUCAGCAUCCUGCUGGGCAUCGAGCUGCUGUACCAAGUGAACUUCAGCAGGGAGGCUCUGCAGGAGCGCCGGGCCCGCUGCGAGACACAGAACACCGACCCCGUGGUGUGGACCAACCAGCGCGUGCUCCAGUGGGUGCGGGACAUUGACCUGAAGGAGUACGCGGACAACCUGACCAACAGCGGUGUGCACGGCGCGGUGUUGGUCCUGGAGCCCACGUUCAACGCCGAGGCCAUGGCCACGGCCCUGGGCAUCCCCAGCGGGAAGCACAUCCUCCGGAGACACCUGGCCGAGGAGAUGAGCGCCGUCUUCCACCCGGCCAACUCCACAGGCACCCGCGAGGCCGAGCGCUUUGGAACGCCACCGGGCAGGGCCUCCAGCGUCACCCGGGCGGGGAAGGAGGACAGCAGCGGGGGCAGCRGCAGGUACAAGACUGGCCGGCUGCCCCUCGGGAAGAUAGGAAGGGGCUUCAGCAGCAAAGACCCGGAUUUCCAUGACGACUACGGCUCUCUUCAGAACGAGGAGUGCGGUGACGAUGACGCGCAGGCCGGGCCGGAGCAGUACCGUCUGGACGGCUACAGCAGCCCAGAGGUCACCAAUGUGUAGGGAGC